This is a messenger RNA of Aspergillus puulaauensis, 4272 nucleotides long. RefSeq names its product putative DEAD/DEAH box DNA helicase (Mer3) (gene MER3). The transcript has 11 exons. NCBI's taxonomy places the organism in Eukaryota, Fungi, Ascomycota, Eurotiomycetes, Eurotiales, Aspergillaceae. The record is from RefSeq and is a predicted model, not a curated record. Bases 1 to 4272 code for a protein of 1423 amino acids. Gene Ontology annotation, molecular function: ATP binding; nucleic acid binding.
AUGAGACGAAGAGUCAACAAACCCUUCUCCAUACCCCGCCAGACCGGGGCAGAAGGGCCGCUUGAGUUUCCAAAAUCUCCCCAACCACACUCCAACGGCGUGAUUGACGAGAAACUCAUCCAGGGAUCACAAGUAUUGUCAUCGUCGUCCUCCCUUUUUCAUAAAUCUUAUAGGCAGGAAAAUGGAACCUUGUCAUAUCAGCCCGGUUCCACUAUUCAAUUACCUGCUCUGUCAACGCUCAUACAGCAGGAUGAGGUGUUUGAGGACGAGGAUGUACAACUUGAUGCUUUUGACCUUGAACUGCUUGCCCAGUCGGAUGGGAAAGCGAAUAAUCAUCAGCAACCGUUGAUUUCUUCGUAUCACCGACAAGUGGAACAGCCGAAACAGGUUUCUCGUUUCUUCAAUGGCCCGCAUGUCACGCCCCAUCGAAGUAUACCCUCGAGUUCGUCUGAUAUCGAUACAAGGGAAGUUUCGAGCCCAUUAGCGCGGAUUCAGAGUGGAAGGACGACUGGAGGAUUUCGAGAAACCGAUCGGGAUCUUGGUGGGACGUUGGGACUAAACAGGGCUCCUCAAGUACAUUCCAUUGGAGUGGAGAAGCGAUAUGUCGAGCCUAGUACUGAUUUUCCAACCUCACACCAUGACCCGAGCAACCCGUUUCAAGAUAUACCUGUCUCUGUUCGAGGUAUUGUACUCUUGUCGGUCCGUGAACUACCGGACAAUUAUCGCUCGCUGUUCCAUUUCCCUGUUUUCAACGCCGUGCAGUCCAAGUGCUUCCAGGCUAUCUACAGAAGCGAUGACAACGUAGUGCUAGCUGCCCCAACUGGGAGCGGUAAGACGGUCAUUAUGGAGCUGGCGAUUUGCCGCCUGCUGAAUACCCUGAAAGACGAGCAAUUCAAAGUCGUUUACCAGGCCCCGACAAAGUCUCUUUGUUCUGAGAGGUUUCGUGACUGGAGUCGAAAAUUCCAACUACUUGGGCUCCAGUGUGCCGAGCUCACGGGCGAUACGGAUCAUUCCCAGCUAAGAAAUGUCCAGAAUAGCCAGAUUAUCAUAACCACUCCAGAGAAGUGGGACAGCAUGACACGGAAGUGGAAGGAUCAUGUCCGGCUUAUGCAGCUCGUCAAGCUCUUCCUCAUUGACGAAGUUCAUACACUCAAAGAAGCUCGCGGCGCUACUUUGGAAGCGGUUGUAUCCCGAAUGAAAACCAUUGGGUCCAAUGUACGCUUUGUUGCAUUAAGCGCCACUAUCCCGAACUCUGAAGACAUUGCGACCUGGUUAGGUAAGAAUGCCACUAGCCAGCACGUUCCGGCACAUAGAGAGCACUUCGGCGAGGAGUUUCGUCCGGUGAAGCUGCAGAAAUUUGUUUAUGGAUAUCAGUCUCAUGGUAAUGACUUUGCGUUCGACAAACUGCUUAACUCCAAACUUGCUGAUGUCAUUGGCACACAUUCGGCGAAGAAGCCCAUCAUGAUAUUUUGUUGUACCAGGAAUUCUGCAGUCACUACGGCAAAGGAACUUGCACGGUUGUGGUCUACGUCUAACCACCCAGCGCGGCUAUGGAAGGGACCAAGUAAGCCGAUGCAGGUUUGCAACACUGAUCUAAAGACGACAACAGCUGCUGGUGUUGCAUUUCACCAUGCCGGCCUUGAACCUGCAGACCGACACCAAGUCGAGAACGGAUACAUCGAAGGCAAAAUAAGCCUUGUAUGUUGUACUUCAACUCUCGCUGUCGGCGUCAAUCUCCCCUGCCAUCUAGUCAUUAUCAAAAACACUGUAGGAUGGCAAGACGGUUGCUGCCAGGAGUACUCGGACCUUGAAGUAAUGCAGAUGCUCGGUCGUGCCGGCCGACCACAAUUUGACGACACCGCAACUGCGGUAAUUCUGACCAGAAAGGAACGAGUCCAUCACUAUGAAAAGCUAGUAUCUGGAUCUGAGAGUCUCGAGAGCUGCCUGCACCUAAACUUGAUUGACCACCUGAAUGCCGAGAUAGGGCUCGGCAAUGUAACCAGUCUAGAUUCAGCUACUACCUGGCUAGCGGGUACCUUCUUGUUUGUCAGACUAAGGAGGAACCCGAUGGACUAUAAACUCAAGGAGAGCGCCAACCGGGACGACGAAGACGAGAUGCUUCGCCAGAUUUGCGAAAAGGAUAUCAAGUUACUCCAGGAAUGUGACCUAGUCGCGUCCAACACCCUCAAGUCCACGCCAUUUGGAGAUGCCAUGGCAAGGUAUUAUGUACGAUUCGAGACGAUGAAAACGCUCCUUGCGUUGAAGUCGCAGUCAGGUGUGGCGGAGAUUCUUGCAGCUAUAUCCCAGGCCGAAGAAUUCCGCGACGUACGACUCAAGGCAGGAGAGAAGUCGGUGUAUAAGGAGAUAAACCGCUCAAGUGACCUCGCCUACCCUAUUAAUGUCGACAUCGCGCUCCCAGCUCACAAGAUAUCCCUCCUUAUCCAGUCCGAACUGGGUGCUAUUGAGUUUCCGACUAACGAGCAGUUCCAGAAACACAAGUUCACUUUUCAGCAGGACAAAAACUUUGUAUUCUCCCAUGUUAAUCGUCUGAUUCGAUGUGUGAUUGACUGCCAGGUUCACCUGGGAGAUUCGGUAACUAUCCGAAAUGCGUUGGAACUCGCCAGGAGUUUAACAGCAAAGGUUUGGGAUGGUUCACCCCUUCAGAUGAAGCAAAUUGAGCAGAUUGGUGUUGUUGCGGUGAGGAAGUUAGUGGCAGCUGGAAUUGAUAGUAUAGAAGCCCUGGAAGACACCGAGCCGCACUGCAUCGACAUGGCGCUGAGCAAGAAUCCGCCGUUUGGAGUGAAAGUGCGGGGUCGUCUUGCGGAAUUCCCAAAGCUACGAGUAUCGGUGAAGAUUAUGGGCAAGGACGUCAAGCCAGGCCGUUUUGUCUCAGUGCGCUUUAAAGUGGAGAUCGCAUUCAUGAACGAGAAGUGUCCGAGUUUCUUCCAGAGGCGGCCGGUUUAUGUUUGUUUCAUUGCAGAGACUUCUGACGGCCGACUAAUUGACUUUCGACGUUUAAGUGCAGCCAAGCUCCAGAAGAACCAUGAGAUAUCUUUAAGCGGAGAACUGAAGCAACAUGGCCAAUACAUAAUUUGUCAUGUUAUGUGUGAUGAAAUUGCGGGAACCUCACGUUGUGCGACGUUGAGACCGGAUCUCCCAAAGUCGUGCUUUCCCAAACAGCCCGAGCAUGAGGAAAUUCCGAUUACAGAGCCUUGCAACAAUGAAUCAUCCAAUAAGCUUAAACGGUUCGAUACUGAUGACUUGUUAUUCGGAGAGUGGUUAGGCUCAGAGAUAUUAGAUGACUGGAAUGAUGGGGAAGCAGGGCCCCAACCAUCAGUACCCUCUAAAGGCACAAUGUACCAGAAAAUAACAUCACAGAGCGAAGACACCAAGUCAAGUGCAGCGGCAAAGGCAAAUGCCAGCGUCGAUCGGGAACUCGGAAAGCUGGAUAACGGCAAAUGGGCAUGCAAUCAUAAGUGUAAAGACAAAACAUCGUGCAAGCAUUACUGUUGUCGCGAGGGCUUGAGCAAUCCCCCAAAGGCCACUAGAAAGAAGUCUGACGGGGCUUAUCAAGACACAGCAGGAUCGAACCAGCUGACAUUGUCAGCAAGUAUAUCAAAGAGUGAUCCGAAAUCUGUUAAGCAACAGAAAAAAGUGAAGAACAGCCAGCAGUCAUCCCAGCUGAAGACUCCUAGCACGGAUAACCCUAUCUCCCUUAUCGCGGAUUCCUCGAGCGACUAUGGUGACGAGAGCUUCGACGACUUGCCCUCACCGUCUGAAUUCUUCGGAAAUGCCAUCAGCUCGUUGGAUCGUGAUUCUCAAAAAGCGCCGGGUAUCUCCAAGACCCCUCAUGAGCUCGGAGACGACUGGAUCGAUGCUGAUGAGGUCUCGUUCCGGGGGCGUCCGACCUUGGAGUCACCUUCGGCAAAUUAUGGCUUUGCUAAGACUUGUCUAGUAGAUCUUGUAAGCCCUGAGCCGCAGAAAUUGUGUUCCAUGCCUCCGCAAUCCGACGGCUUGGGGGGACAGAAGCGAAAGCUGGCUGACAGGAGCAACACCACCAAUGACGACAACAAGAGAGCAAAGAACCGUGGGGAGCCAGACGGUAUUGAAACAGAUUUGCCCAGAAAAGGAGAGAAAGAGCUUACAGAAGGGAACGAGGCUGAAAACUCGCAGAUGUGUGACGUACCUGUUGCUUCUUCUAUACCAACGGGCUGGGAAGGAAUUGACCCAGCCCUGCUGGACGAUUUCAAAGACAUAAUUGAUUUCUUUUAA